Bolinopsis microptera is the source of this 1803-nucleotide messenger RNA. RefSeq lists its product as uncharacterized. Gene Ontology annotation, biological process: myo-inositol transport; transmembrane transport. Lineage: Eukaryota; Metazoa; Ctenophora; Tentaculata; Lobata; Bolinopsidae. Gene Ontology annotation, cellular component: apical plasma membrane. The transcript has 13 exons. The coding region runs from base 68 to 1723 and encodes 551 amino acids. Gene Ontology annotation, molecular function: myo-inositol:proton symporter activity. The record is from RefSeq and is a predicted model, not a curated record.
UGUAAAUCUCUGAUUGUGUUGUGUAUUGAAUGAGUCACUAGAUUUCUUGUGAGGGUGUCACUUCAAAAUGGGGCUACCGUAUAAGACAAAGCUGUUAGUCUUCUCAGCGGUAAUGGGUGGAUUUCUCUUUGGGUACGAUACAGGAGUGAUGAGUGGCUGUCUAGUUGCUCUUGCAGGUGACGAACCCACAUGGGACCUGGAGGAAAGGGACAGCAGGAAGGAGCUCAUAGUAAGCGCAGCAAUAUGGGCAUGCGCAGUAGGAGCUCUUAUGGCAGGCUUCCUCAACAAAUUCUUGGGUAGAAAGAUAAGUAUGAUGGCUGGAGCUGCUAUACUUACAGUUGCUUCCUUUAUCAUGGCAAUAGCACCUAGUUGGCAGAUUCUAGUGGUUGGUAGGGCUCUUGAUGGAAUUGCAAUAGGUUUUGUGUCAAUGACAGGACCAUUGUACAUAGCUGAGCAAUUACCCAAUGAUUGGAGAGGACCCAUGACUGUUUGUAACCAACUUCUCAUUACUAUUGGUAUACUUGUAGGCAGCAUUGUGGCAGGGAUUUUUGAACCAAUUUCUGGUGGCUGGAGGUGGAUGCUGGGACUUAGUUGUGUUCCAUCAACAAUCAUGUUUGUCCUCUUUAUUUUUAUGCCUAAAAGUGCAAGAUGGCUUUAUUUUCGAGGAGAUAUUGAACAAGCGAAGGCCAUUCUAAUCGAGCUCAGAGGAACAGAAGAUGUUUCAAAGGAAAUGAACGAAAUAGCAGAAGAUUUUAAACAAACCAAUGAAAAUGAGAAGCUUGGUGGAAAAGGAUUUGAAGUCUUGGUAAAUAUGAUGAAGAAUAAGGCAGUAAGAAGAGCACUGUUCCUUGGAGUAAUGUUGCAACUAUUUCAACAAUUCUCGGGCAUUAAUUCUGUAAUGUACUACUCAGCUACAAUAUUGGUAAUGUCUGGUGCAUCAGCAAAUAAAGCAAUUUGGCUUUCAACAGCCGUUAGCACAGCUAAUGUCACAUUUACAUUCAUAGGUUUAUUCGGUGUUGAGCGCUUUGGGAGGAAAAAAUUACUCCUUGGAAGUAUGGCUGUGAUGAUGUUGGGACUAUCGUUACUUGGAGUAGCAUUCAUAGUUAUCACAAAUUCUUCAAAAGCAAUGGAUGUUGCAGGAGUUUCGGAUUGUGCUGGUGAAAUAAUUGCUGAAUCAUGUUAUAGCUGUGUUGAGUCAAACAAUAAAUGUGGAAUUUGUGAGGGUGCAUCUGGGAGUCUGAUGUGUUUAUCAACAAAUGUGACAUUAAUUUCGGAUAUAACACAAUACUGUGCUUCAGGAGUCACAGAUAUAGAAAAAGUUUGUAAGACGAAAGAAUCGUGGUUAGCUAUAGUGGGCUUAAUUAUCUACAUCAUGGGCUUUGCACCAGGAAUGGGCCCACUUCCUUGGACCAUCAACAGCGAAAUUUUUCCAAACUGGGCAAGGGAUACAGCUCUUUCUUUGACGACAUUUACUAAUUGGGUCUGCAAUAGCAUAAUUUCACAGACGUUCCUCCAACUUUCGAAUGCUGCAACACCAUCUGGAGCAUUCUUCACCUACUGUGCAAUAACGUUUGUAGGAAUGGUUUAUUUCUUCAUUUGUUUACCGGAAACGAAAGGAAUUUCACUUGAACAUACAGAAGAACUUUUUGAAAGCAGGCUUACAUUUGCGGGAUUUAAGGCUGGAUAUGAGCCAAAGAAUAAAAACAAUUACUUGAAUGAGUAGUGACUUUCCAAGCAACAAAUUUGCAGCUCACAUUGUAAGUAGGACAUAAUAUAAUCCAUUUAAUAGUGUAUAGUGUAUAG